AUGGACCCUGGUGCGGGACCGACCCCGGUGCGGGACCGACCCCGGUGCGGGACCGACCCGGGCGCAGGGGCUCCGUGGCGGGCGCUGCUGGCGCUGUUGGGGCUAUGGCCGGGGCUGUGGCCGGGGCCGUGCCCGGGGCUGGCGGGCCCCCCCCGCCCGCGCCCCCCGGACCCCCGCACCGAGCUUGACGCCAUCGUCAGCCUCGCCAAGGCGCUGCUCAGCGACACCAAAGCCUUCCUCGCGCUCCUCAAGUCGCGAUUCCCGGCGGAGGGGGAGCACAAGCUGGACUCGCUGCCCGUCCUCUCCAUGAGCGCCCUGGAACUCGCCAACAUCCAGGCGGCGGCGGCGCUGGCGCGGCUGAGCGCGGACCUGCAGCGGUACCGGCGGCACCUGGAGUGGCUGCGCCGGGCGGGGCCCGCGCUGCGCCCGCUGGAGCCCGAGCUCGGCGCGCUGCUGGCGCGGCUGGAGCGCCUGGGGCGGAGCCUCGACCUGCUGCUCUCCCGCCUGAGCCUGCCCCGGCCCAGCGCCCCCCAGACUCCACUGCCGGCGCCGGGCUCGCCUUGGGCCGUGGUUCGCGCCGGUCACGCCGUGCUCCAGAGCCUCCACCUCUACCUGGACUGGGCCUCCCGCGCCCUGGUCCUGCUGCGCAAUAAGCUGUGACCCCUAUUUAUUGUUAUUUAUUAGCCACGCCCCCUAUUUUAUUAAUUAUUAUUAAUUAUUCGGGAGCCGGAGGAGGCUGCAGGAGCCGCCCCCCCCCUCUCCCGGGACCCUCCCCCCGCGCUCAGGGACUCCCCGACGUGUCCCCUCCCGGGGGGGGAUGUUAUUUAUUGACUCGGGCCCCACUCGGCCCCGUUUUCUAUCGCGUUUUGUAACGGGAAAGGAAUAAAGGAUGGA
Molecule: messenger RNA, 894 nt
Organism: Strigops habroptila (Kakapo)
Lineage: Eukaryota; Metazoa; Chordata; Aves; Psittaciformes; Psittacidae
Gene: IL11
Product: interleukin 11
Exons: 5
Coding region: 1-660 (219 amino acids)
Biological process (GO): positive regulation of MAPK cascade; positive regulation of cell population proliferation
Cellular component (GO): cytoplasm
Molecular function (GO): growth factor activity; cytokine activity
Source: RefSeq, a predicted model, not a curated record